AUGACUGCCUCGCUCUACCCAUCUCCUGUACAGUACACCGUCCCUGAGUUCAAGUCUUUUCCAUUCCCUGAGAAGGAGUUUGACAUCGGAGUGUUCAAGAUUGGUUUCUCUAAAGCUGGGUUUUACCCCUCUCUCAAAAAAGGUUCGGGGCUAGAGGAAAUACAUUCGGGCCUCCAGCCUCGGAAGCCCAUAGCUAAAAACGCCACUGUACCAAGUGGCUUACAGGGCACCUUCUUCAGGGUUUACAGAGAAAAGAUGCGCGACUACCAGUUCAAACAGGGCUUUCGCCCUUGCAAACGGCUCAAGUACUUUUACGCCGUGGUGGAGUGCGACUCGGUGGACACGGCGGCUAAGAUCUACGAGGAGUGUGACGGCUACGAGUACGAGAGCAGCUGCUCGGUCAUGGACCUCCGUUUUAUUCCUGACGAUCUGGCGUUUGACGAGGAGCCCAAAGACGUGGCGAUGGACGUGAACGUGUCAUUAUAUACCCCAAAGCUGUUCACCUCGUCUGCUGCUGCCAGCUCCAAGGUGCAGCUGACGUGGGAUGAAACUGACCAUGAGCGCGUGACGGCCCUGAACAGGAAGUUCAACAAAGACGAGCUGCUGGACAUGGACUUCAAAGCCUACCUUGCCUCCUCCAGCGAGGAAGAGGACGGUGAAGAGCAGGAGAGUGAAGAGGAGGCCCCUCCGGCAGAAGAAGAGCCUGCUGAGCUCCAGGAGAAACCCCAAGAAGAGGAAGAGAACAUGAAGCAGAGGAUGAAGAAGAAUAAGAAAAGUGAGGAGCAGAUCUCCAAGUACAGAGAGCUGCUGAAAGGCAUCAAGGUCUGA
This is a messenger RNA of Cololabis saira (Pacific saury), 828 nucleotides long. Its product is annotated as ESF1 homolog. Gene Ontology annotation, biological process: rRNA processing. The transcript has 6 exons. The coding region runs from base 1 to 828 and encodes 275 amino acids. Gene Ontology annotation, molecular function: RNA binding. The record is from RefSeq and is a predicted model, not a curated record. NCBI's taxonomy places the organism in Eukaryota, Metazoa, Chordata, Actinopteri, Beloniformes, Belonidae.